AAAGAAAGGAAGGCCAGUUGUGGCCCAGCUGACCGACAGUCGAGUUGCCACCGUCGCUGACCCCAUCGCAUUCGCACGGCGACCGAAACUGAACCAGUGGAUUGUAUCCGCAAUCGGGAUUAUUAUUUGUAUUUUUCCGUCGUUUUUAUUGAGGCAGAUUGAACGGACAUUCUUUGCAAGUGAUUUGAUUUGAAAGAUCCCGGCCAGAAAAGGAAAGAUUCAACUCUGAAGAAGCGUGUGGUUUGAUUUCAUCCUUGGUCACUGCCAAAUAUGGUCGUGUUGUCUGCCGUUCUUCUUUCUCGUGCCGUGCGUGUCCUCCAUUUGGACCUGCUAAAAAACUGUUGAUCGUUCGUUCGUCCGCCCCCCCCCCACCGCCUCAUUUGUGUUUUCAAAUUUUUGAAUUUAUCAUUAAAGAAAAAGAAAGAAAGGAAAAUGAAGGAGCAAACGGAGAUGACGGUGACGUCAUUUGCUCUCCUUUUCCUGGCACUGACGUCCGUUUUGGCCUUCAACGUGGACAUCCCCAGUGCGCUAACUCAUCGAGGACCCAGUGGAUCCUAUUUCGGAUUCAGUGUCGACCUGCACAAGGACCGAGGAGUUAAUUGGUUGUUGGUGGGAGCUCCAACUGCGCAGACGGAGCAACCGGGCGUCGCACGCGGGGGAUCCGUUUUCCGUUGCAGUACCGAAAUUCCCGACCAAUGUCAAUCCAUUCCGUUUGAUGUCACAGGCAACAAUAACGGAUCGGGACAACAGAUUGAUCAAAAAUCAGAUCAGUGGUUUGGUGCAACUGUUCGAAGUGCGGGACCCAAUGGCCCCGUUUUGGCGUGUGCUCCACGCUACGUUUGGUUCUCCAACAAUUACAAACGUCGUGAGCCGGUGGGCACCUGCUUCGUCGCCCGUGAUUCUUUCCGUGAAUUCUCUGAAUAUUCGCCAUGCAGAACUUCUUCGUGGGGUUAUCAUCGUCAAGGAUCAUGUCAAGCCGGUCUCGGAGCCACCAUUUCACCGGAUGGGCUUCGUGUGUUUAUUGGCGCUGUUGGCAGUUGGUACUGGCAGGGUCAACUGUUUUCUCAAGGCCUUUUCUCGAGACUUGACGUUCUAUCAACGACAGAAGGAUCAGCAGCGGAAGAUGACAGUUACCUUGGCUAUUCAUCAGCUGUUGGGGAUUUAGACGAUGAUGGUCGAACAGAUGUCGCUGUUGGUAUGCCCCGCGGUGCUAAUUUAACUGGAAAGGUUGUCUUGUUGUCUUCGAAUUUGACCAAUAUCGCCAAUAUUACGGGCCAGCAACUUGGCGCUUAUUUUGGCUAUUGCGUGGCCGUGACGGAUGUCAACAACGACGGACUUCAGGACGUCAUUGUCGGUGCCCCUCUGUAUUCGAAUUACGCCAACACCGAAGGCAAAUACGAAAUGGGACGAGUGCACGUUUAUUACCAGAGCACCCGUCUGCGACAAUCGUUCCGUCGCAGCGACGUCCUGGACGGCGGAGAAGUGUCUAAAGCUCGUUUCGGAUUAGCCGUUUCAGCCCUGGGCGACAUCAAUUUAGACGGAUUCAACGAUAUUGCCGUAGGCGCCCCGUACGAUGGACCCGAGGAAAGGGGUGCAGUCUACAUUUAUCACGGAUCCAGUAAGGGCAUCCGGACGAAAGCCACUCAAGUGAUUUACGCUGAACAAGUUUCGUCUGAAUUGAGCACGUUCGGUUUCUCAUUGGCUGGCGGCAUGGAUUUGGAUGGAAACGAAUAUCCGGACAUCCUGGUCGGCGCUUACGAUUCUGAUCGCGUCAUUUUCCUCCGCUCGCGUCCCGUCGUCUACCUCAACACGGUCGAUAUCAGCUACGAUGUAGAGUCGAAACAAAUCGAUUUAGAGAACAAGAAUUGCUCUCUUUUGGAUGAAACUGCCGUCGCUUGCGUCCCGUUGACGCUUUGCUUCGAAUUCAGCGGGCGAGGAGUCAACAAUCGAGAGGAAGUGAUGGUCCAGCUCAUUCUCGACUCCAAGACCCCUAAGAAUCCGCGUCUGCAUUUCCUUUCAGAGGAGAACAAAUCGUCGUUGAAUGAGACGUAUCAAUUGGUUAAAGGCCAGCGGGCGUGUCGUACCUACACCGUCUACGUCCGGCCCUUGAUCCGAGACAAGUUGACACCCAUCGAGUCUGAGGUGCGUUACAGUCUGCGAGAAGUGACUGCCGAUUCGAGGAGAAUUGGAGCAGGUCAACGAACGAGGCGAUCGCUGCCCCCCGUAUUGGGUGCGGAAGCGCCGUCCAAAACGGACGUGAUCGUCAUUCAAAAGAAUUGCGGUCCCGACAAUAUUUGCAUACCAGACAUGCAAGUCACGUACAAGGCCAAUAUUGACAAGUAUAUCUUCGGAUCGGAUAAGAAAUUGGAAAUUGAAGUGUCGGUGUUGAACGCGGCCGAAGACGCUUUUGAAGCCGCCGUUUACCUGACGUUGCCGGACGAGGUGAAAUUUGUUCGGGUUGAUCGAGUGGACGAAGGUGCCCCUCCUGUUUUGUGCUCAUCGCCUUCAGACGAAUCGGGUCAGCCUGUCCUCCGGUGUGAAAUCGGCAAUCCGCUGUCGGCGUUCCGCACGUCCGUCUUUACAAUUGUCCUCCAGCCGAGCGCCCGAUUGGCUCGUGAAAACGCGGCUGCUGCCAUCGCUGCUGGCCAGAAAGCCAAAUCUUCCCUCGAGUUCAUCCUGGAGGUGAACAGCACCAAUCCGGAAGACGCCAGUCAGCUUUUUGAUAAUCGGGCGGAAAUUUCGUUACCUAUCCGAGUCGAAACGGAUCUGUCCAUCAGAGGGAUUUCUGAUCCGGAAGUGGUUCGAUUCAACUUAUCGGCCUUUGUUAGCUCUUCGGUUCAGGUGAAGAGCCACGAGAACCAAGUCGGUCCGCAAGUGAUUCACAUUUACGAGCUGGGCAACCGAGGACCGUCGGACAUCCUCAAGGCCAACGUUUACAUCCUGUGGCCCACAAAAACGCUAUCGGGCAAAGAUUUGCUGUACUUGGUCGACAGGCCAUUUGUUGAUGGACCUGCCAGUUGUCAACUGAUGGAACAGUUCAAUCCAUUGGCCCUUAAACUGGAAAGUGAGAGAUUGAGCGGUUCAUCCAGCGCAAGUGGCUUUGGUAGCCAAAGAAGCUCUUCGUCCAGUAGCAGCUCAUCGUCUUAUUCUUCCAGCAGUUCUUCUUCUUCUAGUGGUUCAUCUGGAUCUGGAAGUGGCACUAGCAAAUCGAGCAAAACGACGUAUUCUUCCAGCAGCAGCAGCAGCUCUGGUGCUGGCGCUAAUGUUAUUUCAUCAUCGUCGUCAACGACAUCUGUUGACGGAAAACCGAAAACAAGUUCCACUUCUUCAUCGUGGAACAGGACGUCCACUGUGACUCGUUAUGGUCCCGACGGUUCUGUUCUAUCCACCGUUAGCACUCACAAUACUGGCGCUGGUGCUCCUGGACAAGUCAUUCCUGGCCAAGUCAUUCCUGGCCAAAUAUUUGAUGAAGAAGAAGAUUACGACUACGAUGAAGAACUGGAUCAACAAUCGACUGGGGGAAGGAGGAGACGUCAAGUACCAAUGAAUUGGCAACACAGCGGCAUCAAGAAGAAUCGCGUCCGCAACCGUAGACAAAGCCAACCAAAGAACUUGGACAAGGAAUUGAAUUGCGGAGCGACACAGUGCACCAUCAUUAAAUGUUCUGCCGGACCCAUCACUAGCAACAACAAUGUCGUCUUCAAAUUACGCGCCAGAAUUUGGGCGCAGACGAUUUCAGAGAUUGACUGGGAGGAUUUGGUGAUUUCGUCGAAAAUGGUGGUGGACAUCAGCGAACUGCCGUACGGUAUCGAUCCUGAUUAUCUUCCGCUGCGCUCAGCCACCGUGACUACUACCCUCGAUCAGCUGGAUCGGGAACGAGAGGCCAGAGCUAUCCCGUGGUGGAUUAUUGUACUGGCUGCGGUGGCCGGAGUUUUGCUUCUCCUCUUCCUCAUCUUUGCCCUCUGGAAGAUGGGCUUCUUUAAGCGGAGUCGACCGGACAAAGAUGAAUGCGAGCAGGAGCCACUCAAAUCGGAGAACGGACAUUUACAGAGGGACGAAGCCCUUUAAACGACGUUAUCGAAACUUGUGCUCGUCUACGGGAAAGUGUGAAGAAGCUAACCGAAUUGAUCAACACACAAUAGGACUGUACACAAUGUAUAAGGCUAUUAAUAGAGAGCUGCUAUUCUUUUUGAUAAGAAAUCUGGACAGCAUGAUGGUCCAUUUAAUUUCUAUUCUUUGGUUAUCCCCUACCCAUUGUUUCACGAUUUGACUUUUGUUUGUUGGGAUGUGCAUUGUUGAGACGACCGUUCAGCCUUUUUUUCGUGUACAUCUCUUUUAUUGUGGGGGCUAAGUAAUUCGUCCAAACUUUCGUCUAAUCUUUGAACAUUGACUCUUUGAAUUGUGUGGUGUGUGUAUAAUAAUAGUUGUCAUGAAUCAUCGGCUAGCUUAUACCAAUUGAGAUUGUGUGGCGCGUACUUGCGUUGAUGGAAGCAAUUGCGGUCGUUUUGAUCGCAAUGAAUGAAAGCACAAAACGUGAGGAUUACUUGGCUUUUUAUUUGUUUAAAUUUGCAGUAAUGCUCAAACAGAUUAACGAACAAAAAUUAUUUGGGCUACUUCACCGUCUUGUCGUAACUUUUAAAAACAUUUUGGUCGCCAUCCAUUUGGCAACUGAAGGCCAAUCACUUGAUUGAAAGAGGAUUAAUUUUGUUAACACACCAUAAGAUGUCAUCCUGUUCGAUGUUGCAACAUAUCGUCGACGAUGAACAAGUUUCUCGAUAUUUUCCAUUUGCAAUAAUCAUAGUUUAAUUCUUAAUCCUCACUGUGAACCCUCUAUGUUAACCAUCUCCAUCCUCGUUGUCAUUUUCGUUCAUUGUUCGACUGCCUUCGCCUGUCAAAGCAAACGCGUCCACAUUUAUUUUUCUUUCAUUAUUUUCCUGCUGUUUGCUUCGGUUGUUGUGCUACUAUUUGUUUUGAAUAUCCAACUUGUUCUGCUGACUGGCUUUUGUUUGUGUGUCGUCGUACCUCAUAUGGGUCGAUGUUUUCUCACUUAACGCAUCACCGACGAUAAAAAAAAGCCUUUUCUCAAAAUGUCAUCACAUAAUAUCUGAAAGAUAUGCCAACAGCCAAUUGUGUCAAUUGUACAAAAAAAGGCAAACAUAAUUAUUUUUAACGUUGUUCGUGACUGUGACGACCCAUCACAUUCUACUUAAACUAAUCUCAAUCGAAAUUCGACUCUAUUGGACAAGCGAUUUAUAAUGACGUGUGUUGAAUGAUUUUGUUAAAGCCCAUUUGAUAACAGAGGGACAAUGAUUGCAAUGAAUGUAUUUCGGGUUUUGAUUCCCUCGACUAAUGAAUAAUAUAUUGAAAUGACAAUCUUAUACGGCCUUGCAAAGUGAUCACUGUUUUAUGGACGCAACAGUUUCACGUUGGAGCCGUUCGGCUGUGUGUGUGCCUAAAUUUAGAGACUUAUGAAAUAAUGUGUCACACUGUUAAAAAAUACGACUAAAAACGAUGGUCAUUUAAAUGUAAUAGCGCUCGCUGGACUGAUGAUCUGCUGCUGACUGUACAUUGUUUAUCUCUUCUCAACCCCAUCUCUCCUUUUUUUUUUCAUGUGAACCUUGUCAGCGCAGACAACAAUAAAAACUAACUAGUCCUCGUGA
Daphnia magna is the source of this 5660-nucleotide messenger RNA. Its product is annotated as integrin alpha-PS2. Gene Ontology annotation, biological process: cell-matrix adhesion; integrin-mediated signaling pathway; cell-cell adhesion. Gene Ontology annotation, molecular function: integrin binding. The record is from RefSeq and is a predicted model, not a curated record. NCBI's taxonomy places the organism in Eukaryota, Metazoa, Arthropoda, Branchiopoda, Diplostraca, Daphniidae. Gene Ontology annotation, cellular component: integrin complex; external side of plasma membrane.